AUGCGCGGUCGCCUUUGUGUGGGUCGAGCGGCGGCGGCGGCGGCGGCGGCAGUGACCGUGGCGGUCCCACUGGCAGGCGGGCUAGCGGGAAGUCCGGGUGGCGUCCGGCGUGGGAGCCGGGGGACCACCAUGGUAAAGAAGCGGAAAGGCCGCGUGGUGAUCGACUCGGACACGGACAGCGGCAGCGAUGAAAACCUGGAUCAGGAGCUCUUGUCCCUGGCAAAGCGGAAACGCAGUGACUCUGAGGAGAAGGAGCCCCCUGUGACUCAGCCUGCAGCCUCCUCGGACUCGGAGACGUCGGACAGCGAUGAUGAGUGGACGUUUGGGAGCAAUAAAAAUAAGAAGAAAGGAAAGGCCAGAAAAAUAGAGAAGAAAGGAACCAUGAAGAAACAGGCCAAUAAAACAGCUUCCUCGGGCAGUUCGGACAAAGACAGCUCAGCUGAAAGCUCAGCCCCCGAGGAAGGUGAAGUGUCUGAUUCUGACAGCAACAGCUCCUCCUCGAGUUCAGACUCAGACUCUUCUUCAGAAGACGAAGAGUUCCAUGAUGGCUACGGAGAAGACCUCAUGGGAGAUGAGGAAGACAGGGCUCGUCUGGAGCAGAUGACGGAGAAGGAAAGAGAGCAGGAACUGUUCAACCGCAUAGAGAAGAGGGAGGUGUUGAAAAGAAGAUUUGAAAUCAAGAAAACUAAAACAGCCAAAAAGAAAGAAAAGAAAGAAAAAAAGAAAAAGCAAGAAGAAGAGCAGGAAAAAAAACUGACACAGAUUCAGGAAUCUCAGGUAACAUCCCACAACAAGGAACGGCGUUCUAAGCGGGAUGAGAAACUAGAUAAGAAAUCUCAAGCCAUGGAGGAGCUAAAAGCAGAGAGAGAGAAACGGAAGAACAGAACAGCUGAGCUCCUCGCCAAAAAACAGCCAUUAAAAACCAGUGAGGUGUACUCUGACGAUGAGGAGGAAGAAGAGGACGACAAGUCCAGUGAGAAGUCGGACCGCUCAUCCCGAACGUCGUCGUCUGAUGAAGAGGAAGAGAAAGAAGAGAUCCCUCCAAAGUCACAGCCAGUCUCCUUACCUGAAGAAUUGAAUCGGGUUCGAUUAUCACGGCAUAAGCUAGAGCGUUGGUGUCAUAUGCCCUUCUUCGCUAAGACUGUCACAGGGUGUUUCGUACGAAUUGGCAUUGGAAACCACAACAGCAAACCAGUUUACCGGGUCGCUGAGAUCACGGGUGUUGUGGAAACCGCUAAGGUUUACCAGCUUGGUGGCACCAGAACAAACAAAGGGCUACAACUACGGCAUGGCAGCGACCAGCGGGUAUUCCGCCUGGAGUUUGUCUCGAACCAAGAAUUCACUGAAAGCGAAUUCAUGAAGUGGAAAGAGGCGAUGUUCUCUGCCGGCAUGCAGUUGCCCACUCUAGAUGAAAUCAAUAAGAAGGAAUUAUCUAUUAAAGAAGCUCUUAAUUAUAAAUUCAAUGAUCAGGACAUUGAAGAGAUUGUAAAAGAGAAAGAAAGGUUCAGGAAAGCUCCACCCAACUAUGCUAUGAAGAAGACUCAGCUGCUAAAGGAAAAGGCCAUGGCUGAGGACAUGGGGGAUCAGGACAAGGCCAAACAAAUCCAAGACCAGCUGAAUGAGCUGGAGGAGCGGGCAGAGGCCCUGGACCGCCAGCGGACCAAGAACAUAUCUGCUAUCAGUUACAUCAACCAGCGGAACCGGGAAUGGAACAUUGUGGAGUCUGAGAAGGCCCUUGUGGCUGAAAGUCACAACAUGAAAAACCAACAGAUGGAUCCCUUUACCAGGCGGCAGUGCAAACCGACCAUCGUGUCUAAUUCCAGAGACCCUGCUGUUCAAGCUGCCAUCUUGGCCCAGCUGAAUGCAAAAUACGGUUCUGGGGUGUUACCAGAUGCUCCAAAGGAAAUGAACAAGGGUCAGGGAAAGGAUAAAGAUUUGAAUUCUAAGUCAGCCAACGACCUCUCAGAAGACUUGUUCAAAGUACAUGAUUUCGAUGUGAAGAUUGAUUUACAGGUUCCCAGCUCAGAGUCAAAGGCUUUGGCCAUCACCUCCAAGGCUCCACCAGCCAAGGAUGGGGCUCCACGGAGAUCUCUGAACUUGGAAGACUACAAAAAACGACGGGGGCUCAUCUGAGCGCACCCAGCCUGCUGCUUCUGACCCCGCAUGCCCCAUCAGUGUCCCACCGUUCCUCUUUUCCUUUGAUUUGCCCUGUUUGGGCUGGAGCAGCAGUAGAAACUGGGAAGAGACUCUAAACUGCCAGUCGCCUGUAAUAUAAACCAUUAACUGUAUAGACCCCCCCUUGUCCACACCAUCUCCCCAUCAACACCCCCUCCUGCCCGGGCCUCAUGCAGUGUGGAUCUGGGCUCUUGGGCUUUAUCCAUGUCUUCAGAUUUGUGUUUGCCUUUUUUUUUUUUAACUGGCACAGUUCAUUGGCCACUCUGCACGCAUUCAGUAUUACCGUGGAGCUGGGGUUCUCGCGGAGCCCCUGGUGGUGAUAGCAGCAGCACUGGGCAGUCUCCUCUCGGUUGCCUUGGACCCAAACCUUGAACGUUUGGCACUGGCCCUUGUGGAGGGAGUGGGUUCUGAGCACCGGCGGUUCUCCUUCCUCUCUUCAUCUUUCUCUUCUUCCCAUCUCUGCAGAAGAGGGGUUUUCAAAACCAAUUUAGUUUCCAAAAAGUGUACAUUUGUGGGGAGGGAGGGGGGUCUGUUUGUGAGAGAGAGUGUAUGUGUGUGUAUGUCUGUAAGCGUGUGGGUUUUUUAUCGUUUUUUUUUAAAUGCAGUAAUCUUUGUAUCAGUCUGUCAUGGGUCUAUAGCUGUUUCAGAUUUUUUUCAGCUGUACUUGAGCAUCUGAAACUGCAAGAAAGAAACUCAUUAAAUGUGAUUCUUCUUACUAAACAGGCCUGGCUGCUGUAGCUGUGUAACUUCCUCUUCCCUACCUCCUCCUCUUCCUCGUCACCUCCCCACCUCAGAGAAAACUCCUCGGUUUCUGCCCCUCCCCUGCGGGUUCGGCCCCUCCCCUGCCGGCUGUGUCCUAUGUCCUGGCAGGCUGGUGGGAGGGAAGCCCAUGGCCAAGUUCCCAAGUUCCGGGGCGGUCAGGGCAGAGCAGGGCAGGGCAGGGCGGGCGUCUAACUUUUCCCAUGGGUAUGGCCGCAGCUUCUUGGCUGAACGCAGAGUGAAUCUUUUUCCCACCCCUUGUACUUGUCUCUUUCUGGUGAUUCUGUUUUGCCAUUUCAGUAAGCAUAAUAUUUUGUUCUCAAGAGAAAGUAUUCAACGUGAUGAGGAGAGAACGAACACAAAACAAUUUAGGCUGCAGAUGUUACAAGCAUGUGCGGUUUUGUGUGUGUGUGUGCAUAUAUAUAUGGUGAGCCCGGGUGGAGCCGGCAAAGAAGUGUGUGUGUCUUUAUGAAAUGUUUGAAAAGAGAUAAGCUGACUGCUUGAUAAUCAUUCUCAGGUGUAAAGCUCCAAGUGUAAAUAAAAGUGGCAUUUAACAAAUCUUUUCAGAACAAAGUACAGCUGACUAUAUAUACCAAGAACUAAGCUAAAGAAACAGCUGAGAGCUGCUGAUUUCCACAAAGGGGAGAGGGACCUAGAAGCUCUGCUUUGCACUUCUUCCUUUUCUGUAGGGAAGUGGGGUGAUGGGAAAUCGUGGAGUUAAGUUGUAUUUAAACAUAAAAAUGAACUUGCUAACUCUUCUGGGUUUAGUAGAGCCUCAGUGUUGCUUUAACUUAGUUUACACUUUUUUAUUUUAAAAAAGCAGUAAUGGAUGGUUUUUAAAAGUAUCGUGAUUGUAAAAUUGAUAAAUAUGACUGUCACACAGCUAUGUGGCAGCUGUGACAGUUCAUUGGUCUGGAGGAGUGGUGAUGGGCUCAUUAAAAUCAUCCAUACUUGAACAGCCCAUUGACCGGAACCCUUUGUACACUGUUGUGUAAAUGCGGAAUCACAGACUGUUAACAGUGGACUCUGGUGGAGUCCGGGAGGCUGCUGGGACCUCUCCUAUCAUGACAAAUGUGGUUUUUUCUUUCUGUUUUUAAAAGACAUGAAAUUAUAGAAUCCAUAUAAUUUGCUGGAGUCAUUCUGAUUCACCAUGUAGAUCUGUAUUUAAUAUCAUUUGAAUUUGGAGAAGUGUCGAUUACAUUAUGGCUGUGUAAUAAAAUUUUUAUUAAAACUGCAUCACACUGUAGCCACUUCACCAUUACCUCCCCACAUGCAGCUGCUGAAACUUUCGUUCUGAGACGCCAAAAUAGCAGGGAGAAAAGCCAACCAAAGAAGACCGAAAGUUAACUCGUCACCUGAGUAGCCUGCUUGGUGAUUGGAAUCAAGACCGAGGACUUGGCCCCAGUCUCAGCUGAGGCAGGGCCUCUGAACUGAGAGCCCGACCAGGCCUAAGACGUGAAAUUACAGAAUCGGCGGGGCUUCAUGGUAUUUCUUGUGCUGGGAAAAAGCUGCAGAGGCCCCCCACUGCGUACGCCACCUCCCCCCACAACAUGGUUUCAGUGUUGAAGGGUGCAGUACCUAAGGCUGUUUUAUACAUUUUCACUUCCUUCCAAGAAACGAAAAGGCCAGUGUCCAUAUGCCUAACUCAUGAUGUAUGGGUCUGUUUGUCUGUCUUGCUUCUGACAGGUGCAGGGAAAGUCUACGCCUGCAACUUCCCUCAAAAAAGAAUGCUUUGUUUUCUUUGUUUCUGUUGUAAAAUCCUGACCUGUCACUCAAACUGUACAAAUAUUUGUAAAUAAAUUUUAUGCCCUGUUUUUAACAAGA
Messenger RNA from Phyllostomus discolor (pale spear-nosed bat), 4758 nucleotides. RefSeq names its product RTF1 homolog, Paf1/RNA polymerase II complex component (gene RTF1). Gene Ontology annotation, cellular component: Cdc73/Paf1 complex. Gene Ontology annotation, molecular function: RNA polymerase II C-terminal domain phosphoserine binding; DNA binding. The record is from RefSeq and is a predicted model, not a curated record. Lineage: Eukaryota; Metazoa; Chordata; Mammalia; Chiroptera; Phyllostomidae.